Ilex paraguariensis (yerba mate) is the source of this 7645-nucleotide messenger RNA. Lineage: Eukaryota; Viridiplantae; Streptophyta; Magnoliopsida; Aquifoliales; Aquifoliaceae. The record is from the annotation of a GenBank genome assembly.
AUGCUGCCUUUUUCUUCGAUCGCUUCCGCUCAGAUUCGAUAUCUGCUCCAGAGCUUGAACGAGUACAACUCCGACUCUGUUCUUGAAGAGCUUUUUCAGGAAAAAGUCUAUAUAACUGUAUACCGGUCUACGAUUGAGGCACUUAGUGGAACUGGCCAACUGUUAUCUUACCAGCUUAAGUAUAUCAGAUAUGGAGUUGAGGGAAGCAUAUUGUUGCUCCAAACAUGCUUGGAUCACCUGAAUAUUUAUGGGAAAGACUUAAAGAACAUGCAGAUGGAACCAGUUUUUACUUCAAUUGUUAAAUUCCUCUUCGAUAAGCCGAAUUUCAGUACAGUGCUUUGUGAGUCACUGAAAAGUACAGCUAUUGAUGAAGAUUUUCUUGGAAAUUUCUGUAAUGCGCUAUGCUUGUCAGCAUCUGAGAAAGUUGGAGUUGGUCUUGCUUUGUCAGAUUCAGAAAGACUUGAUGUGCGAUUAUGGAAAAACUUCUGCAUGGCUCAGAUUGGGGAACUAUGUGACAGCCAUGUGUCUAUAGAUUCUGCUGAGCAAAUUCAGAAUGUUCUUAUAUUUCUUAAUCGAUCUGAGGGUCUAUCCAAGCAUGUAGAUUCAUUUAUGCAGAUGGUAUCUUUAGUGCAGUUGAAGGAAGGAACUGAAUUUAUUUUGGCUCCAUUGCUGUCGAAUGAAUUGCAUGAAGCCAACUUCUUGAGGAAUUUGGAUAUUUACAAUGAUGUCAAUGAAGAUGAUUUUGACGCUCUUCUAGCAGAAAUGGAGAAGGAAAUGAGCAUGGCUGACAUAAUGAAGGAAUUAGGUUAUGGAUGCACGGUGGAUGUCUCACAGUGCGAGGGGAUGUUAUCUAUUUUCUUACCGCUGACUGAGGUCACUGUCGCUCGGAUCCUUGGCACAAUUGCUUGCACCCAUAUGAGUCUUGAGGACAACCAUAAUACAUUCUUGACAUUCUGUUCUGCUCUUGGUAGCAGCAGCUUAUCAGAUCUGCCACUUCUGAAUUCCUGGAAUAUCGAGGUCCUGAUAGAUUCAAUCAUGCUGCUUGCUUCUGGGAUCAACUGGAUAAAUGUCAUUGAGAAUCUGGAUCAUGAGGGAUUCUAUGUCCCUAACGAGGCUGCAUUUUUCUUUCUCAUGUCUGUUUAUAGAUAUGUGUGCCAGGAUGCAUUUCCACUCCAUGCCGUCUGUGGUUCUGUUUGGAAGAAUUCUGAAGGCCAGCUAUCUUUUCUUAAGUAUGCUGUUUCAGUACCACCUGAAGUAUUCACAUUUGCACAUUCUGGGAGGCAACUGGCAUAUAUUGAUGCUGUAAAUGGUCAUAAGUUUCAGCUAGGACAUGCAAAUCAUGCAUGGUUAUGUCUUGACCUAUUGGAGGUGUUGUGUCAGCUAGCUGAGAGAGGCCAUGCAAGUUCUGUUCGAGCAUUGCUCGAGUAUCCACUUAAGUACUGUCCUGAAAUAUUGCUUCUUGGGAUGGCCCACAUUAAUACUGCAUAUAAUCUCAUUCAAUAUGAAGUGUCUUCUGCUGUCUUCUCCAUAGUACUUAAGAAUGCUUCGGGGAAUGGUAUGGUUCUUCAUCUCUGGCAUGUUAACCCCAAUAUCUUGUUGCGGGGAUUCAUAGAUGCUGUCAACAUCGAUCUGGAAAAUAUGAAUAAAGUUGUUGAUGUAUCCCAGGAGCUGAAGAUUCUAUCACCGGCAUUGGAUAUGGUUCCUUUUUCUUUUGGUAUUAGGCUUGCUGCCCUUGCUUCUCGAAAAGAUCUCUUAGACUUGGAGAAGUGGCUGAGCACUAAUUUGAGUACAUAUAAAGAUAUUUUCUUCGAGGAGUGCCUCAACUUUUUAAAGGAGGUUCAAUAUGGUAUUCAGGAUGUUUCUGCUAACCACUUCAGUCAGACUGGUGCUCUCUGGAAUAUUUAUUACGAGACAAGUUCUACCUUCUUAAAGGUCCUUCAUGCUCAUAGAGGCUUUGUUUCCUCUAGCCAGCUUUCUAAGGAAAUGGAGAAGUUGCAUGUAACAUUUAUGCACUUUAAUUUGAGACUGAAGAAUGGUGCCGGUACUGGUUCAUCAACUGCCGAUGGAUGUGCAGAUGAUAUUGAGGUAGUAGUAAAUUCUUACUUCCAUCAAAUGUUCUCUGGUCAGCUGGCCAUCAACGCAAUGAUUGAAAUGCUUGUGCGGUUCAAGGAAUCUUCAGAGAAAAGGGAACAAUCAAUUUUUGAGUGCAUGAUUGCCAACCUAUUUGAGGAAUACAAUUUCUUUUCCAAGUACCCAGAAAGGCAGCUCAAAAUUGCUGCAGUUCUCUUUGGUUCCCUUAUUAAGCAUCAGCUUGUAAAUCAUCUCACACUUGGGAUUGCCUUGCGAGCUGUUUUGGAUGCAUUGCGUAAACCUGCAGAUUCAAAGAUGUUUGCUUUUGGGACAAAGGCUCUGGAACAGUUUGUGGAUCGCCUGAUUGAGUGGCCACAGUACUGCAAUCAUAUCUUGCAAAUAUCUCAUCUGCGUGGCACUCAUUCAGAGCUUGUUGCACUCAUUGAAAGGGCACUUGCUAGGAUUUCUUCAGGAUAUUCAGAAUCAGAUUUAGGUCAUACUGCUGUUGCUGAUCAACAUCAUGGUUCUGUCCUGGCUGCUGUGGCAAAUGUGGAGAGUUGUUCGGGAGGAGGUGAUGCGGAGAAUAAUGAAGGUCGGGCCUAUAGAGGGGGUGGUGAUAUGUCGGCUUCAUCAUUCCCAUCAAUUGGAUCUGGUGGUUCACAUCCAGGGUCACAACUUUCUUCUCCAAUCCAGCUUCAACAAAAACAUCAAAAUGCUUUGGAUGAGAGGCAUGAAACCUCUGUAACUUCUCCUAACUAUGUGAAGCCGGUUUUACCACCUGCUGGGCGACCUUCUGCUGUUUCUCCAAGUGGUGCAGUUAUCAUUCAGAAGUCUCAGAGUUUACCUAGUGGUCCAGCAGUGCCAUCUUCCUCUCCUGGUUUUACUCGUGCAUCCCGAGCAAUUGCCUCAGCAAGAUUUGGAGCUGCUUUAAACAUUGAAACACUCAUUGCAGCUGCGGAGAGAAGAGAAAACCCCGUAGAGGCUCCAGCAUCAGAAAUUCAGGACAAGUUAUCAUUUAUUAUUAAUAACUUAUCUGCUACAAAUAUUGAAGCUAAAGCAAAAGAAUUUACUGAAAUUCUAAAAGAGCAGUACUAUCCUUGGUUUGCGCAGUAUAUGGUCAUGAAAAGAGCAAGCAUCGAGUAUAAUUUCCAUGACUUGUACGUGAACUUCAUGGAUAAAGUUAAUUCAAAGCCUUUGAACAAAGAGAUUCUCCAGGCCACUUAUGAGAAUUGCAAGGUACUUUUAGGAUCUGAGCUUACAAAGUCCAGUUCGGAAGAGCGUUCGUUGUUGAAGAAUCUAGGUACCUGGCUCGGGAAAAUUACAAUUAGCAAGAAUCAAGUUUUACGGGCGCAAGAGAUUGAUCCCAAAUCUUUGAUCAUAGAGGCAUAUGAAAAGGGUUUCAUGAUUGCUGUAAUUCCAUUUAUCUCCAAGGUAUUGGAGUCAUGCCAUUGCAGUCUAGCAUAUCAACCUCCUAAUCCUUGGACCAUGGGUAUUCUUGGAUUACUUGUUGAGAUUUAUGUAAUACCAAAUUUGAAAAUGUGCCUCAAGUAUGAAAUUGAGUUGCUUUUUAGGACUAUUGGUGUGGAUAUGAAGGGCGUAACUCCGACUUGUCUUCUCAAGGACACGGUGAGGGUGGUUGAAGGAAAUCCGGAUUUCUGGCAGAAAGAUGAUGAAUCAUCUCAAACACAGAUGGUUGGUGAAGUUAAAUCUGGUAUUAUAUCUGCACUGAAUCAAGUUGAGCUACCAGUAGAAGGAGCUGGUCCAUCUCAUCCUGGGGGUCAUUCGCGUGUAUUAUCUCAGUAUGGAGCUCCUCUACAUCUUUCUUCUGGAACAUUAAUGGAGGAUGUGAAGCUGGCAGCAUUAGGAUUAUCUGAUCAGCUUCCUUCUGCCCAAGGAUUUUUACAAGCACAAUCACCAUUUUCUGUUAGUCAGCUUCCUGUACCAGCAUCAAAUAUUGAACAUCAAGUUGUCGUCAACCCAAAGCUCCAUGCUUUAGGCCUGUACUUGCAUUUUCAGAGUGUGCUUCCAAUCACAAUCAAUAGAGCUAUUAAAGAGAUAGUGUCUAGUAUUGUGCAAUGCAGUGUCUCUAUAGCAACUCAAACAACAAAGGAGCUUGUUUGCAAGGACUACGCCAUGGAGUCAGAUGAGACCCGCAUACGUAAUGCAGCACACUUGAUGGUUGCGAGUUUGGCUGGAAGUCUAGCUCAUGUGACAUGCAAGGAACCUCUGCGUGGUUCAAUAUCAAGUCAGCUCAGGAAUUUGCUUCAGGGUUUGAAUAUUGCAACUGAACUCCUUGAACAAGCUGUUCAACUCGUUAUUAAUGACAACCUUGAUCUGGGCUGUGCGCUAAUUGAAAAAGCUGCAACAGAGAAGGCAAUUCAGACCAUUGAUGGGGAAAUAACUCAACAACUUUCUAUAAGAAGUAAGCACAUGGAAGGUGUUGGGCCCACAUUUUUCGAUGGCAGCCCAUAUAUUCAAGGUCACAUGGGUAUUUUACCGGAUGCUCUCCGUACUAAACCUGGCUGCAUAUCCCAGUCUCAACAGAGGGUUUAUGAGGAUUUUGUCCGGUUACCAUGGCAAAACCUAUCAAAUCAGAGCUCAAAUGCUGUGCCCGUUGGUGCAUCUUCUUCCACCGCUGGUGGCUCAUCCAGAGCAUAUGGUUCAGCAUCUGGACAGCUAAAUCCUGGCAUCUGCUCAUCUGGCCUUGGAAAUGAAGGUUUGGGUGAUGUUGCACAGCCCUUGGAUCUUGUCUCUGAAGAUUUGGAAUCUACUAAAGCUCAGCUUCAUAGUGUUUCCGCUUCUCAUUUUGGGAUUGGUGAUAGUGUUAGUCUGCACAAUUUUGAAUGUGAUACGACUUCAUUCCCUUUGGCGUCAUCCACUGAAUUGCCUUCAGUGGAACUAUCUAAUGUAUUCAAAGAUGCUGGAGUUUCUGUGCAACCAUUGCCUCCAUCCUUGGCUUCUGAGUGCCUUGGAAGUAAUAUUUCAGAACCUUCGUUGACCACAGGCGAUGCAUUGGAUAAUUACCAGAUUAUUUCAGAGAAGCUUAAAACUCUGCUGGCGAAUGAAGCGAAAGAGGCUGAAAUUCAGGGAGUUAUUGCUGAAGUCCCUGAAAUUAUUCUCAGAUGUUUAAGUCGAGACGAGGCUGCCCUGGCUGUGGCUCAAAAAGUUUUCAAGGGUUUAUAUGAAAAUGGGACAAACGGUGCGCAUGUUGGUGCACAUCUUGCAAUUCUGGCUGCAAUUCGUGAUGUUAGCAAGCUUGUUGUCAAGGAGCUGACUAGUUGGGUGAUUUACUCUGAUGAAGGUCAGAAGUUUGACAAAGAUAUCACUGUUGGCCUUAUUCGCAGUGAAUUGCUGAACCUUGCGGAGUAUAAUGUUCACAUGACAAAGCUUCUUGAUGCGGGAAGGAAUAAAGCGGCUACUGAAUUUUCCAUAUCCCUCAUACAAUCCUUGGUGAUUAACGAUUCUAGGGCCAUAUUGGAGCUUCACAAUCUUGUUGAUGCACUGGCAAAGCUUGCAGCAAGACCUGGUUCUCCUGAGUCAUUACAACAGCUGGUUGAGAUUGCCAGGAACCCUACUGCUGGUGCCACUGCUCUGUCUAGCAUAACUGUUGGCAAGAAGGAUACUAAUGCUCAAUCUAGAAACGAGAAGGCAACUGGGCAGUCUCUACCAAGCCGUGAAGACUACAAUGUUGCAGAUUCGUUUGAACCAGAUCCUGCUGGUUUUUGUGAGCAGGCUCCCAUGCUGUUUGCCGAAUGGUAUCGGAUAUGUGAAAUUCCUGGCACAAAUGAUGCAGCUUGCGGCCACUAUGUCAUAAAGUUGCAGCGGAGUGGACUGCUGAAAGGGGAUGAUAUGUCAGAUCGCUUUUUCAGCCAUCUCAUGGAACUUUCUGUAUCACAUUGCCUUUCUUCCGAGGUGAUUAGUUCCAGCCCUCUCCAAUUGCACCACCAAGUACAGCCACUAUCUUUCCUUGCUAUUGAUAUUUAUGCGAAACUUGUCUUCUCCAUUGUGAAGUUUUGUCAUGCAGACCAAGGAUCAAGUAAACUGUCUCUUCUGCACAAGGUUUUGGCAGUGACUCUGAAAUUUAUUCAGAGAGAUGCCGAGGAGAAGAAAGCAUCUUUUAAUCCAAGGCCGUAUUUCAGAUUAUUCAUUAACUGGCUGUUGGACUUGAUUUCCCUGGAUCAUGUGUUUGAUGGUACAAGCUUCCAGGUUCUGACAUCUUUAGCCAAUGCAUUUCAUACCUUACAGCCCCUUAAAGUUCCUGGAUUCAGUUUUGCAUGGCUUGAGCUGGUGAGUCACCAAAGUUUCAUGCCAAAAUUGCUCACAGUAAACCAUCAAAAGGGGUGGCCCUGGUUUCAACGUCUGCUGGUAGACUUGUUCCAGUUUAUGGAACCAUUUUUGAGGAAUGCUGAGCUAGGGGAGCCGGUUCAUUUUCUGUAUAAAGGCACACUAAGGGUGUUGUUAGUGCUACUUCAUGAUUUCCCAGAGUUCCUUUGUGAUUAUCAUUUCAGCUUCUGUGAUGUCAUUCCUCCAAGCUGUAUACAAAUGCGAAAUAUAAUCCUCAGUGCUUUUCCCCGCAAUAUGAGGCUACCAGAUCCAUCCACCCUGAACUUAAAGAUUGAUGUGCUAGCUGAGUUUAGUCAAUCCCCACACAUUCUUUCUGACGUUGAUGCAGCUCUUAAAGCAAAGCAGAUUAAGAGUGAUGUAGAUGAAUAUCUGCAGACAAGGCAGCAAGGUUCUUCAUUUCUAACUGAAUUGAAGCAAAAAAUGCUGCUUCCACCAAGUGAUGCUGCCCGGGCUGGGACCCGGUAUAAUGUACCCCUGAUCAAUUCCCUUGUAUUUUAUGUCGGAAUGCAGGCUAUACAGCAGCUGCAGGCACAAAAUUCUCAUGCCCAGCCAAUGGCCAGUAGUGUUCAAAUGGCCGUGUUCUUGGUGGGUGCUGCUUUGGAUAUCUUCCAGACUCUGAUUCAAGAUCUAGAUACCGAAGGGCGCUACCUCUUUCUGAAUGCAAUUGCCAAUCAACUACGAUACCCAAACAACCAUACACGUUACUUCUCCUUUAUUCUUCUUUACUUGUUUGCCGAAUUAAACCAGGAAAUGAUCCAGGAGCAAAUCACCAGAGUGCUUUUGGAACGGUUAAUUGUUAAUCGGCCUCAUCCAUGGGGUCUUCUGAUUACUUUCAUUGAGCUCAUUAAGAACUCAAGGUACAACUUCUGGGACCUAUCUUUUACAAGAUGUGCACCAGAAAUCGAGAAAUUCUUUGAGUCAGCCUCAAGAUCAUGCGGCCCAAAACCUGUGGAUGACUGUGGUUUCGGGUGGGAUAUCUGACAACAUGCACUAGGUCUUUACUGCUCACCUUUUAUCCUGCUGUAUGUAUGCAUGUACAUAUAUUUGACUUGACAUCAUAUCUGAUGUUAUGUCUAGUUCAUCUGCAGAUGUCAUGCAAACCUCUUAACUACUCACUUUGAUACCUGAUCUUCAAAGACUAACAAUCCUGAUGUUAAUACCCAUUUACCCAUCUUGAAUGCUAAACUAAUGCUUGGAGUACUGCUUAUCUUUUUGUUUUCAUGGUCUCCAA